AUCCUGGAGGUCUAUCCUUUCCCAAUGACCAUCUCUGCAUUUCAGUUUGCCUUUGGGAGCAUCGUAAUAUUCAUCAUGUGGAGCACUAACGUUAAUAAAAGACCUAAGAUAUCUACUUCGCUGCUUGCAACAAUUCUUCCAUUGGCUAUUGUCCACACACUUGGCAAUCUUCUUACUAACUUGAGUCUGGGGAAGGUUGCUGUUUCUUUCACGCAUACAAUUAAAGCUAUGGAACCCUUUUUCUCGGUUCUGUUCUCUGCCUUGUUCCUAGGAGAGUUACCUACUAUUUGGAUUAUAUCUUCUCUCGUGCCAAUUGUUAGUGGUGUUGCACUGGCAUCCCUCACUGAAGCAUCUUUUAAUUGGAUUGGAUUUUGGAGUGCGAUGGCUUCUAAUGUUACCAAUCAAUCCCGGAAUGUUCUCAGCAAGAAACUCAUGGCUGAAAAAGAGGAAACUCUGGACAACAUAACAUUGUUCUCCAUCAUAACAAUUAUGUCUUUUUUAUUUACAGUGCCUAUAACUCUAUUUGUUGAAGGUAUCAAGUUCACCCCGUCUUAUUUGCAAUCUUCUGGUUUGAGUUUAAGAGAGUUUUAUGCUAGAUGUUUUCUUUCUGGACUCUGUUUUCAUGCUUAUCAGCAGGUCUCAUACAUGAUAUUGGCCAGAGUAUCACCGGUUACCCAUUCAGUAAGCAACUCUGUGAAGCGUGUGGUGGUCAUUGUAUCAUCGGUUAUCUUCUUCAAGACUCCUGUGUCAGCUAUUAAUUCCCUUGGAACUGCUGUGGCAUUAGCAGGAGUUUUCUUGUACUCAAGAGUGAAGAGAAUAAAACCAAAAGCAGAAUGAAGAAAGCUGCAAUUAUUCUUGGAGACCCAAGCCUUUAUUCGAGGGCGAUUAUUGCAUUCUAAUGAUGACUGCAUUCUUUUGCUGCCGACUUCACUCUUUCCAGUUGAAGUAUGGAUAGCCUCUCCUUUUUGUCUUUUGGGAUUUGUUAUGUGUUGAAAUUUGUCUGAUUGAAAAAAAAAUUCUUUGGAAUGGCAAAACCUGACUCAGGAGAAUCUAUGAUGUAAAGUUCAAAUUUCUCCAUCUGAAUACAGCUUUAUUUUCUGAAAAAACAGCAUGUCAGGAACAGUUCUUUAUGUGGAAGCUUAACAGCUCUAUUUUUGUCGAUUGCUAUCAA
Messenger RNA from Dendrobium catenatum, 1171 nucleotides. Its product is annotated as phosphoenolpyruvate/phosphate translocator 2, chloroplastic. Lineage: Eukaryota; Viridiplantae; Streptophyta; Magnoliopsida; Asparagales; Orchidaceae. Gene Ontology annotation, cellular component: membrane; Golgi apparatus. Gene Ontology annotation, biological process: transmembrane transport. Gene Ontology annotation, molecular function: antiporter activity. The record is from RefSeq and is a predicted model, not a curated record.